AGCCUUAUUUCGAACAGGUACCCCUGUUUGUUCCAGUCGACCGUUCUCUGGUUCGUUUUCCUCUUGGCCCCGUGGGCCGAUGCCAGUGUUCCCCCCAGGGUUUCCAGCGCUGAGUUUACCUCCAUCGGCGUUUCGUCCGUCACCCUCACGACAUCUGUCCGUCGUUCGCACGGAACUUGAUGCACCAUUUAAUAGGCGCAACUUCAAGAGGUGGAAAUCUGCAAGCAGAUGUUCUCACUUCCGUUUUCACCCCCGAAAACCUCGCCGCCUGGAACAGUCAAAAAUAACUUUGAAUCCAAAUGAUCCAUUAAAUCUUCAGGAUUUGGUAAAAGAGACGGAAAGACGCCGCGUCGAAGGUCUGUCACCAUUACGUGGCGAUUCUCGUUUAAAUACUCCCGCGUUAAGUGCCGCUGGCCACAUGAGUCCGGAAAGUCCCCAACCUGUCCUUUAUAUUCCUAACACUAGACCAAUUAACGAUCGGUCAGCACCCAAACACCUAGUCUCUGGUUCUGCCGCACGCUCCCGGUCUUAUCGGAGUUUCCAUCGCCGCUCUUCUCGGCACCAGCGUUCCAACUUCCUUCCCAUUACCGGAAACUACAGGGAUUACUAUUUCCGCCGAGACCCUAAUGAUCGCAUAUCUUAUAUGAUGCCUGAAUGGUUUACCGGCAAAGAUGUUGCAGACUAUGGCUGCCACAACGGGACGUUCACGUUUUGCAUUCUUGAGCGGUUUCCUGACAUCAGACGAAUUGACGCAAUUGACUGUGACGCCGAGUUGAUCGCAAACGCUAGAACUAUGCAGCGCGAAAGGCUACGUUGGGACACGAGUUCGGGAGUACGAUAUGACAAAAUUAAUUUUCAGGUUGCCAACUGGAUAGAUAGUUCAACACCCACUGAGGAACCGGUGUACGACACCAUCAUGGCUUUCAGUGUGACAAAGUGGAUCCAUCUAAACCAUGGUGAUGUUGGACUCGUGCGGUUUUUCCGGCGGGCAUUCAACCUUCUUAAACCAGGAGGUCAUUUGAUUCUGGAGCCCCAACCAAAAUCGUCAUAUCGAAGAACACGGUUCACAGCUCUUCAGAGGUCUAUUUUCAAGGAGCUGAAAAUAGAUCCGGUAAAACUAGAACCACUGUUGGUUGAUCUUGGGUUUUCUUACUUCGACACCAUCAAGAUACCACGACCCAGUGAACCCUUCCGCCGGAAGAUAAUUCUAUGCUCAAAAUCUUAUGGUGCAACUCCCGCAUCUAUUCGAAAUGUUUUCCGUUCGGAAGUCCAUUUAUGGAACCUUUCUCCGUCUCCACGGAGCCUGGUUUCUCGGGAACCUCCUCCCGUCUGUUACCACCCCCAGACUCCUUUCUACGCCUCAGGUACUCCGGCUACAUCAAGCGAUUCUCCCGCAUUAGCUCCUCAGCAGGCGUAUGCCGUCUCCAGUGCCGUUUCAGCCCCUUCAUCUUCUUUGACCAUAACGUCCUCAGCAAACACUGUGUCAGGUCCUACUGUAGAGUCUCCCUGCGAACCUGAUUCUACUUCCGGUACUUGAAUUCCUUUCUUGCCACAAUCUUGUAAAUUCUUUUGUAAAUACUUCGAAAAUCUUAAUUAUUACUCGGUUUUUUCUCUCAUUGCAUCAGUCCAAGUUAGGUUGAUAAAAGCAACGUGCUAACACCCUCUUCUUUCUAUCUUGAGCGUACAAAGAUUGUCCAUUGACGGA
This is a messenger RNA of Dicrocoelium dendriticum, 1705 nucleotides long. NCBI's taxonomy places the organism in Eukaryota, Metazoa, Platyhelminthes, Trematoda, Plagiorchiida, Dicrocoeliidae. The record is from the annotation of a GenBank genome assembly.